GGCCCGCUCGGCGGCGGCCCUGCGGCUCCGGCGGCAGCCGCGGCGGCCCCGGGCGCGAUCCAACCCAGGUAGCCGCGCCGCAGGCUCGGGGCGCCGCGACCCCGUGCCCCGCCGUGUCGUGGGCCCCGCGGGGACAGCGGCUGGCGGGAGCUCCCUGCUGCUACUGCUGCUGCUCAACAAGGAGGAGUGAUUACUGUUCUGAAGUGAGCAUUGGAGGAGGAUCCAUUAGGCCAUAACACAGUUGCCAUUGGUGGUGUGCUGAAUGGAGACUGUCAACCUCCAGGACUUUGGAAUAUUCCUGUCCACAUUUGGGAUUUGUUCAGGUUCCCAAACCAGUGGUUCAUUCCUCACCCGCCCAAGAAGGUACUUGGUUCUCAAUUAGCAGCAGAAUGGAAAUGAGGAAAGGAAAUCAGCUGACGCAGGAGCCGGAGUGAGACCGACGUGCCCACAAACCCAGCCUGCACCAUGAACUUGUGUCUCCCUUCUGCGCUUUAAGAGCCAAGGGCAGGUGAAGUUGCUGGAGAGCAAUGGCUUUCUUUACUCCGUGGAAGUUGUCCUCUCAGAAGCUGGGCUUUUUCCUUGUGACUUUUGGCUUUAUCUGGGGUAUGAUGCUCCUGCAUUUUACCAUCCAGCAGCGAACUCAGCCUGAGAGCAGCUCCAUGCUGCGUGAGCAGAUCUUGGACCUCAGCAAGAGGUACAUCAAGGCGCUGGCAGAAGAAAACCGGAAUGUGGUGGAUGGGCCAUACGCCGGCGUCAUGACAGCUUACGAUCUGAAGAAAACACUUGCUGUGCUUUUGGAUAAUAUCUUGCAGCGCAUUGGCAAGUUAGAGUCAAAGGUGGACAAUCUCGUAAUCAAUGGCACAGGAACAAACUCGACCAACUCCACCACGGCUGUUCCCAGCUUGGUAGCACUUGAGAAAAUUAAUGUGGCAGCUCCUGAAGCCAGGCCAGCUGAUGGAAGUGCUGGCAGGAGUUUCGUCUCCAGGCUGAGCGCAGAGAUGGAGUCCGUUCCCAGAUGGCGAGGAACAGCUGGGCCAGUGGCGUGCACACAUAUCAUUAAUGGAGCUCAAGAAAAAUGUGUAUUGCCUCCUAUGGAUGGCUACCCCCACUGCGAGGGGAAAAUCAAGUGGAUGAAAGAUAUGUGGCGCUCGGAUCCCUGCUACGCAGACUACGGAGUGGAUGGGUCCACCUGCUCUUUCUUUAUUUACCUCAGUGAGGUUGAAAACUGGUGUCCUCAUUUACCUUGGAGAGCAAAAAAUCCCUAUGAAGAAGCUGAUCAUAAUUCAUUGGCGGAAAUCCGUACAGAUUUUAAUAUUCUCUACAGCAUGAUGAAAAAGCAUGAAGAAUUCCGGUGGAUGAGACUCCGGAUCCGGCGAAUGGCUGAUGCAUGGAUCCAAGCAAUCAAGUCCCUGGCAGAAAAGCAGAAUCUUGAAAAGAGAAAGCGGAAGAAAGUCCUUGUUCACCUGGGACUCCUGACUAAGGAAUCUGGAUUUAAGAUAGCAGAGACAGCUUUCAGUGGUGGCCCUCUUGGUGAAUUAGUUCAGUGGAGUGAUUUAAUUACAUCUCUGUACUUACUGGGCCAUGACAUUAGGAUUUCAGCUUCACUGGCUGAGCUCAAGGAAAUAAUGAAGAAGGUUGUAGGAAACCGAUCUGGCUGCCCAACUGUAGGAGACAGAAUCGUUGAGCUCAUUUAUAUUGAUAUUGUGGGACUUGCUCAAUUUAAGAAAACUCUUGGACCAUCCUGGGUUCACUACCAGUGCAUGCUCCGAGUCCUGGACUCAUUUGGCACGGAGCCAGAGUUCAACCAUGCUAACUAUGCUCAGUCUAAAGGCCACAAGACGCCCUGGGGCAAAUGGAAUCUGAACCCACAGCAGUUUUAUACCAUGUUCCCUCAUACCCCAGACAACAGCUUUCUGGGAUUUGUGGUUGAGCAGCAUCUAAACUCCAGCGAUAUCCACCACAUUAACGAAAUCAAAAGGCAGAACCAGUCCCUUGUGUAUGGCAAAGUGGAUAGCUUCUGGAAGAAUAAGAAAAUCUACUUGGACAUUAUUCACACGUACAUGGAAGUGCAUGCGACCGUUUAUGGCUCCAGCACGAAGAAUAUUCCCAGUUAUGUGAAAAACCAUGGCAUCUUAAGUGGGCGGGACCUACAGUUUCUUCUCCGAGAAACCAAGUUGUUUGUUGGACUCGGGUUCCCUUAUGAGGGCCCAGCUCCCCUGGAGGCCAUCGCAAAUGGAUGUGCUUUUCUGAAUCCCAAGUUCAGCCCACCCAAAAGCAGCAAAAACACAGACUUUUUCAUUGGCAAGCCAACACUGAGAGAGCUGACAUCCCAGCAUCCGUAUGCUGAAGUGUUCAUUGGCCGGCCCCAUGUUUGGACGGUUGACCUCAGCAAUCAGGAGGAAGUGGAGGAUGCUGUGAAAGCAAUUUUAAGUCAAAAGAUUGAGCCAUACAUGCCAUAUGAAUUCACAUGUGAGGGGAUGUUGCAGAGAAUCAAUGCUUUCAUUGAAAAACAGGAUUUCUGCCAUGGGCAGGUGAUGUGGCCGCCCCUCAGUGCCCUGCAGGUGAAGCUCGCCGAGCCCGGACAGUCCUGCAAACAGGUGUGCCAGGAGAACCAGCUCAUCUGCGAACCUUCCUUCUUCCAGCAUCUCAACAAGGACAAAGACAUGCUGAAAUAUGAGGUGAUCUGCCAAAGCUCAGAGCUGGCCAAGGACAUCUUGGUGCCCUCCUUCGACCCCAAGAACAAGCACUGUGUGUUUCAAGGUGACCUCCUGCUGUUCAGCUGUGCGGGCGCCCACCCCAGGCACCAGAGGGUCUGCCCCUGCCGGGACUUCAUCAAGGGCCAGGUGGCUCUCUGUAAAGACUGUCUAUAGCGGCCACUGACUCGGCCCCACACGCACUCUGCUGGGGAAACGGUGGCCCCAACACCAUCGGGGCAGGGCCAGGGGGCAGACGUCAUUCAGGGACUCUCGCCAGAGCCUGAACUUGAUGGUGGAAGGUUUCAAUUUGGUAUUGCUCCUUCUGCGGUCAGAGCACCAUGGCAGAGUUUUCCCCAAAGUGAAACAAGAGCAGAUGUCAAGUGGGGAGCCUGGCUUCUCGCUGGCACAACUUCAUUUUUUAUUUCUUGAGGAGACUGUGUUUAUGAGGCUGCUCCGAGAUAGAAGGAGAGUCUCAAGAUGCAUUUAAAACAGAACCAGAGGAGGAAUGGAGCUUGUCGGAAAGAACUUGAUACGGGAACAUUCCUAAACCCAUUAACUUAUUUAUUUGGGUGGGUGGGAGGGGGAACAGGGGAGGGCAAAGAGGGAUUGAUCACAUGUCUUGUUUCUUUGAUUUCCCACUGUUUACUGUCCACCUUCACUGUAUUAUUAUUCCCGUCUGCUUCCAGAAGGAAGCAGGAGGGAGACAGGGUGCACUGUGGGGCUGGUGGCUCGCUUGAGGGCAGCUGCGGGGAUCUGGCUCCUCAAAGUGGAUGGUGGCAGAACAAAAGAAAAUCUUGUGUGUGCUUGACAGAUGGCAGCUAGAAGACGUGCACCUCCUGGGUGCGGGGACGUGCCUGUGUUGUUCUGAGAGCCCAGCCAGGGACCAAAGAUGGGGCUGCUUUGCAGUGAGAGCUCCUUUCCUUGACCCUCCCACUUUCCCAUCACACACACAUACACACACACACACACACACACACACACACACACACACCCCUUGGCCCUAAUUUCUGAUGAGGAUCUCUUUGGGAAAGAAAGAACACGACUGAAGAAUUGACAUUUGCUACUUUGUGGUAAAUCUACCCUCCCUUAAAUGCCACUGGAAGGAGGAAAGUACAAAAGGGGGACUAAAGGUCAUGCUUAUUUACUCCUAAAGAGGCUUAUCUGAGCUGGGGUGUGGACACCCGUGAAGCUGGCCCCUGAGAACCAGUUCCACCACCAGAGCUGUGCUCCAGACACAUGCACUUGUGUCUAGUCCUUCUCAUGUCUCAUGUCACCGACGUCCCAGAAAUGAGGCUCUCAAUGGACCUGAUGUUGGCUAGGGGAAUAGGGCAGGCCAGGACGAAUGUGGUGGGCAGUGCUGGCCGCUCACCCUUGGGUGUGGGUGUGUGUGUCUUGCAUGGGGCUGGAGUCUGAUGCUGGCUCUUCCUCAAGGCGUGACUAUUCUGAGGGGCAUAUUCUGAGUUGGCAGGUUGGCCCCGUCAGUCAUUGGAUGCCCCUUCCAAACCCUGGAGUCCCCAGUCUCUGCCUUGGUCUGAGUUCCCCGCCCCCACCCAGCACUGUUUCAGUGCUCCGGCUAGAAGUGUGUGUGUUUCCUGUGAAGUCCCUGGCAUCUCCAUGCUGAUAACAAUGAGUCCUUUUCUCUCUCUUACAGAACAUCCCAGUUAUGAGCUGUGGUGUCAUCCAUCUAGCCCUCACUGGUGGUUUUGAGUGCCUUGGUCACCUAGCACCGUGCUCCCCACCUCCCCCAGCAGUCCUGUGCUUCCUAGCCCACUCCCUGCCAUCUGAGACAGCCAGCCCAGCCUCGGCCAGACAGAACUGUUCGGCAGGGCUGAUGGCUGGGUGGGCCUUCGAAAAGUGAGCUAAAUCACGAGGAUCACACGGCAGGUGGAGCCUUUAGGUAGCAGAAGUUAGAUUGUGCCUGCUUCUUGAUUCUUCCCUAGUACAGAAGUAAUAUCAAAUGCACAGCCAGCCUUUCUUUUCUUAGUCUAUCAGUGGGUCUGAAUUGUACCUCUGAUCCCAGAGAGUGAAGGGGGUGAGGCGGAGCAGCCAGGGUCUUCCCCACCUCUCAGGUGGCCCGAGCACGUGUGACAGACUUCUGAUAGGGAGACCUCUGCCCUGAGCAUCGGUGCAGGGGCCCCUCAGGAACUAGCAGAGAACAGCCUCUACCUGGGCCCAGCAGCAAGGGUAUAAGUCCAAAGGGAGUCUUGGUUAUAGGGUGUGAGUGUGUGUGUGUGUGUGUCUGUGAGUGUGCGUGCAUACGUGUGUGUGUGUGUGUGUUCCUGAAGUUUUGCAAGGGCAAUACCUGCUGUGAGAGAAGCAACGGCCUUCUGUGUUGUUAGGAGCAGCUCUUCCCUAGGAAUGGGUCUCUUGGUUUCACCCUAGGUUGUAGGAAUUUGCUUGAGUUCCCAGGGCUGCAAUUCCUGGGCCAGUGCCGCCCUCUCCUGGGCUUUUGUGGGAGCUUCCAAAAGUGAAGAUAUCAUGCAGGCAUUGGACCAGCAGGGGGAGCCUAUGGGCUGAGACCGAUUUCUCUAGCUCAGCCAGAUUAACCC
Messenger RNA from Acinonyx jubatus (cheetah), 5245 nucleotides. It is a transcript of the gene MGAT5, whose product is annotated as alpha-1,6-mannosylglycoprotein 6-beta-N-acetylglucosaminyltransferase. The transcript has 20 exons. Gene Ontology annotation, cellular component: Golgi apparatus. The record is from RefSeq and is a predicted model, not a curated record. Gene Ontology annotation, molecular function: alpha-1,6-mannosylglycoprotein 6-beta-N-acetylglucosaminyltransferase activity. NCBI's taxonomy places the organism in Eukaryota, Metazoa, Chordata, Mammalia, Carnivora, Felidae. Gene Ontology annotation, biological process: protein N-linked glycosylation. The coding region runs from base 528 to 2870 and encodes 780 amino acids.